This is a messenger RNA of Erpetoichthys calabaricus (reedfish), 4639 nucleotides long. RefSeq names its product tetraspanin 2a (gene tspan2a). NCBI's taxonomy places the organism in Eukaryota, Metazoa, Chordata, Cladistia, Polypteriformes, Polypteridae. The transcript has 8 exons. Gene Ontology annotation, cellular component: membrane. The coding region runs from base 193 to 1020 and encodes 275 amino acids. The record is from RefSeq and is a predicted model, not a curated record.
GUCUGGAAACUAUAUGUGAAAAUAAGAAACCUCAGGUCUUCACUCUGUGACAAAGGUUCACGGUGCUUACCUUUACGUUUUGUCUCGCAGUCACCUUUUUUUGGAAAAAGUCGCUGAGAGCAUUUGCCGGGAAUCGCCCUUCUUUCCGAAUUGUCCUCCUAAAAUUACUACGGAUCUCUACCAAAAUCAGACAUGGGAAAAGUAAAAGGCGGAAUGAAAUGUGUGAAAUACCUUCUGUUUUUCUUCAAUUUCAUGUUUUGGCUGGUGGGCUCACUGGUGCUGGCUAUUGGAUUGUGGCUCCGGUUUGACCCGGUCACGACGGCAAUCUUCCAGACGGACAACUCACCUCAGACCUACUUCUUAGGAGUCUACAUCCUGGUGGGAGCUGGAGGGCUGAUGAUGCUUGUGGGGUUCUUUGGCUGCUGCGGUGCUGUUCGAGAAUCACAAUGCUUGCUGGGAUCGUUCUUUGCCUGCCUGCUUGUCAUAUUUGCAGCUGAGAUUGCAGCAAGUGUGUUUGGAUUCCUGAACAAAGACAAGAUUAUUGACGAGAUUCAAAAGUCCUAUGAUGAAGCUUAUGAAGCAUAUCAGAAAAAUGAGAAUCAAAAUGAAACUCUGAUCAUCUAUCAGACAUCUCUCAGUUGCUGUGGGAAACCAGACGUAAAGAAUGAUGAAAAAUUUCAGAAAACAUGUCCUGAAAACACAUCUACAGUGAUAAGGACUGACUGGAGUUUAGAAUCUCUGAUCAGAGGGAUCAAGGAUGUGGGGCUGGGAAGAGGCCUGCACUUGAAUAAAGGGCCUGCAUUUGAGGCCAGCAAUGUUGCUCUUUUUAGCACAAGUCAGCUUGGCUUUUCAAUUAUUUUUCAGGAGAAGACCUGUGACGAAGCUAUCAAGAAUUAUUUCAAGGACCAGUUUUACAUCAUCGGCUACGUGGGAAUUGGAAUUGCAGGAGUGAUGAUCAUCGGGAUGAUCUUCAGUAUGGUCCUGUGUUGUGCGAUUCGAAAUUCUCGAGACGUCAUAUAGUUCCCCCUCCAAACUUCUUUCCAAGAUCCCCAAUCCAUAAACUCCUUAAAUCACAAUGACAACCACCCGCCUCCUUCCUUUCUUCUGCUAUUGCCUGCACCGGAUCUUGCAAACCUCUGAAACUUGUUGCCUUCACAAACACUUCCUACUGCCAAUGCAGGCAAAAGCCUGCUGACCAGAGUGUCCAACACAUGCGUGCAGAAGACUGCUCAACCUGAAAAGACCCCCGCCGGAAAGGGAGUGUAUAGAUAUGUCUCUCAUAUCGGCUGUAAAUGUUUAGGGUGAAGGCGAAGAGAAGGGCUAAACAAGAAUCAGUUCAGCUGUCAUUCAGUAGAGACCACCCUAGAGUGGGACAAGACCUCCGUUUAGAGUUCAGCUGCUUUAAUAGUACAAGCAGAAUGAUUAAGAACCCCGCGACUUUUUAUUAGUAGUUUAAUUCACUUAUAAUAUGAUAAAACAAGAGUGAAAUCUGAAGCAUCAUUCAACUAAAUUUGCCAGGUUUACUUUGCCAUCUUUCCUUUACUCUUCUCUUUCAUUUCAUUUAAGUGAGUUUGUGCAGGAAUAAGCAAUUAGUGCAUUUAUUGUAUGAUGAAAAGUAUGAUGAAGGCAACAUUGACUUGUCUUGACACCCAUCUGAAAAGCCUUCACUCUGAAAUCCUGCGUAUGUAAAGCUAAAGAAGGCUCAGGCUGGAGAUCUUUGUGGUUUGACUCACCUGCUUAGUGAUGUCCAUGUGUAGUGUGCUUUCUGUGCGUUGGGGAACGGGAAUGGUGUGGUGGUCUGUGCUUUACAUUCCUAUACAAGUAUAAACAUACAUACACCGCAUACUAUAUAUUUAUAUAUAUUGUGACAGAUAGGGGGUGCUAUCGCUCCCUUGAACCCUCAGACCAUACGCCAGACACCAGAUAAAAGUCCAAUUCUUGACUUUAUCAUAAUAAUAAUGUGCACCAAGCACACUCCACAAUACUCAUAAAUGAACAAUACACAAUAAAUCAAUAAUCAAUCCUCCACUCCCAGACGCAUUGCCACCCUUCCUCCCAACUCAGCUCACUGCUGGGAUUUCCCACAAUCCUUUUAAAGUGCUUGACCCAGAAGUGUUUCUGAUCCCUCAGUCCAUGUGAUUCUUAACACUUCUGGGUCAGGUGAAAAACACCUUUUCUUCAUCCCGGAAGUACGUCAUUUCUUCUGUCCCUGUGACUAGGACGUACUUCCGGGUUAUAGUGCAACUAAAAAUCCCUAUGCCUCCCUGCAGCAUCCUCUGGCGGCCCCCACGGUAUCCAGCAGGGUUGUGAAGGAAAACUCCCAGGUCCAUGAUGCCCUGCUGGAAUUCGGGGCACCUCCAUGUUGCUGGGAGGACUCCAUCUGGUGGCGUGGGGGUAUUGGCUGGGAUGAACAAUAUAUAAAUGUACUGUAUAUAUAUGUGUAUACAUACACACAGACAUUAAUAUUAAAGUAUAUAUGUAUGUGUGUGUGUAUGUAUGUAUAUAUAUAUAUAUAUAUAUAUAUAUAUAUAUAUAUAUAUAUAUAUAUAUAUAUAUAUAUAAUGUGUGUGUGUGUAUACAUAUAAUAUAUGUGUGUGUGUGUAUAUAUAUAUAUAUAUAUAUAUGUAUACACACAUUCACACACACCUAUAUAUACAUAUAAGGGAAGUUCCGAAAUUCCAUUUAUUUCAACAGAAAUAAAAGAAACAACCCCAAUAUUUUAUAAUAAUAAUAUAUAUUAUAUAUAUAUAAAUACACACACACAUAUAUAUACAUUGUAAGAAGAAACACCAUAAGACAUUGUGAAGGUUUGGGACAGCCACCCGUAUAAUUUUUCCCGGCUGCAAAACUCUUACAAAAUCAUAGACAUGUUGACACAAUUGAGUCCAAAACAGAACUGAUUCAUUAUACACAAGAUGGCAGCUUUAAAGGCCAGUAGAGGAAGUGAUGUCAUCAGGACUGGAACCAGAAGUGAUGUCAUUGGCUGCCCCAGAGCCAGGUGGGAUUUCCCUCGAAUGGUCUGCAAAAGAUUGAGAGGGAGAAUUCGUGCACUUCGCCACCCCCUGGUCCAGCGUGGAAUUACAUGUACUCAAGCCCUUUAGUUGUCUCCUAAACACACGUGUGACAACAUAUAUAUGUAUAAGAAACAUUUUCUCAGCCACAUACUAUACAAUAAAUAUACACGUACACCUAAGAAUGCAUUUAUACAUGUACACAUACCUACAUACUGUAUAUACUGUGUGAAUGUACCUUGUAUUUCUAUAAUACUACUAUAUGGAGUCACGUGUACACACACUAUAUAAUCUGUUCCAGUUUACGAAAAUAAUCUAUAAGCAUACAUAGACAAGUAUUGUUACACAUGCAAACACAUUGUGCACUGGUUAUCAACACUCCAUUUUGUUUGGUUUUCAAGGAGAAUAACAAUUACAUAAUUGCGCUGUUAUGUGCAGAAGAGUGAUGAAGGCUUUGGACUUCAAACCCUGAGGCCGUGGGUUCAAAUCCUGCUCCUGAGUAGGCCACUUCACCUGUCUGUGCUUCAAUUGGGAACACAGAAGCAGUACAACCUCAGAUUUUGUAAGUCGCCUUGGAUAAAGUAUAUAAGUUUAUUAUAGUAUCAGAUGUGAAGUAUAUUUUGUGGAAAGUCCCAGAUUUUUGACAGAGUGGACACUGUUCACACCCAUGCUGUAUAAGAGAAUUGUAGACGUCUGCCAAGAUGUCGGCUACACUUGUUGCAUGCAUCUCUUCAGUUGUUUGCCUUAACUCACUUAGCAUUGUAGCUUUUAAUAUUAUACAUUAUAGUUUUUGAGAUGCUGUAUGUGUGUUUGAAUAAUAACCUGAGUAAUAUAUAAAACUAUAUAUAUAUAUAUAUAUAUAUAUAUAUAUAUAUAACACACUCAGUAUAUAGAGUAUAUAUAUAUUACCAGCAAUGUGUUAAAAGCAGGUAUUGUAUAGAAUGCCUAGGAAAUCUUAUCUAGGUAUUAUUUCACACAUUGCUGGUAACGUAUAUACAGUGCAUACUGAGGAUAUUAUGUACAUGUGUGGAUAAAGGCAGCUUUUUCCUAUCCUGACUCCAGACUAUACUGUAACAUAAGUCCACCUCUCGGGAGUGUUCGUGUUCCAUAUUCUUGUGCCUUUUUCUUCUAAUAAUUCUACAUUCUACAGCCGUGGGGUCUUUUUUUCGCUUGGUUGAGUAGACACCAAGCCAGAUGUGCAAAAGUAAAAAGCCAACCCUAGAACGUGAACUAGAGCUGACACAUUUUUCCUCUCCUGAUCUUACUAAAUCUUUAAAGGGGUCGGUCGCAAGUGUUUAUGAGGGGCGGCCGGAGGUCCCGAGGCCGCUUUACGAGUCUGUAGAGGUAAUCUUGUGGACACUCGAAAGGAAUGCUUGGCGAUGAGGGAGGCCAUCAGAAGUUUGUAACAUAACGAGUCUUUCUGUUCUACGACAUUGGUAGAAGCCUCAGUAAUACUUUUAUAUUGUCAAUUCAGAAUCUUUUAUCUGUAAUUAUUUUUUUAUAACUUAACCUGCAAUACUCUAAUUUAAAAAUGUGUUUGGUCCACUUUAAAAUGAAGCCAUGCUGUGGGCAUUUCUGUGAAGUUACUUUGUAAUGUGAUGUGAUGAUAAAGGCGAGAAUGCACGGUA